This is a messenger RNA of Lactuca saligna, 528 nucleotides long. Lineage: Eukaryota; Viridiplantae; Streptophyta; Magnoliopsida; Asterales; Asteraceae. The record is from the annotation of a GenBank genome assembly.
AUGAAAUCCCCAAAAAUUUUGAACCCCGCUUUUUCUCCUACAUUCGUAUCGAUCUGUUCUUUAACAUCUCAUCUGCUUCGUCUCCUCCCCUCACCCGCAUCCACUACCUCCAACCCACACCGACUCUUCAAGUCUGCACAACGUAAGCUAGGGCUUUUUUUGAUCGGAGGUUAUGGUAUGGAGGAAUUUGGGGAAAAUAACGACGAGGAGGAGGAACAAGAAAAAAGGAAAGAUGUUGGCCUCACAACCGAAACAUCAUGUAUUGAGACCACUCCGGCAAAGUCACACUUCGUCACCAUCAUCUUCAAAUUUGUCCUCACCGACAUCGUCGUCAUCGUGGAUUCAUUUUCCAUCAGUUCUAUUAGUCGUUGCUUCCUCAUCAUCAUCCUCACCAAUUUCCAGCCGAUCUGUUCUAGGUUUUUUGCUUCUGUAUUCAAGACACCUACCUUUCACCAGAUAUUGUAUUCCUCUUUUUUUUUCUUCAAGUUUCUAAGGGAAGAACCCCGCAUUUACAAACCCAAGGUGUGA